Messenger RNA from Nerophis lumbriciformis (worm pipefish), 841 nucleotides. RefSeq lists its product as uncharacterized. Lineage: Eukaryota; Metazoa; Chordata; Actinopteri; Syngnathiformes; Syngnathidae. The record is from RefSeq and is a predicted model, not a curated record.
CCGUAUCCGGUCCAUGUCUGCCGAGUCAGUGUGGUGUCGUCCGGUCAUUAAAAAGAUGUCUAAUGUCGCUUGUGAGCCAGCAACGCGUGUCUCCAAGGCUUGGCUCGCCCUCAAACGACUUGACAAGAACGAUGACAGAGUGGUGGCUCUUCGUGAGGUGUCCAUCCCUGUAGCAGCCGACUUGUCGGCCGUCAUGCAGAUGCUCGCCGCCUCCUUUGGCCUGUGCUCCUCGGACGUGGUGUUCAAGAUCAGAAACCAGCGCGGGAGUUUGAUCCCUCUGAACUGCUCCAUCCCUACAAACAGCAAGCAUACGCCUUAUUUGCUUGAAGUAGCCAAGAUCUUUCAGCAUGUGCGUCCGACCCCUAAAAGCAUCCCCAUGACCGUGAUCAACAAAAGCAUGAAGACGAGGCUGCACACCAUUGACAAGAGGAUUCAGAGACUGGAAGAGCUUCUGCCCCAGAUAAAACUCAGACGCAAUGAGAAACUCAGCCAGGAGAUUGAAUGUCUGAACCAGAAGCUGAUGUUUCUUCAUAAGAGAAUGCAGGUGGCGGACUCGCACACGUGGAAAGGAACGCUAACCCGAGCGCCGCUGUGGUAAACCUUCAACCACGCUGAGGACUUUAAGGGCUGUGAACCAGGAACACUAAAACCACCACAAACGUACCUUCUUUUAGGUUUUUUUUUAGUUUUAGUCUUUUUUUUUUAAGUAAACUUAAGACAAGUGUCGAUAAUUGUGUACAAUACAAAAUGAUUAUAAAUUAAUACAACAAUUAUGUGUGGGACAUUUUAUUUUGUAAAAAAAAAAAUGCUGUGUUUUAUAAGUGACUAAUUGUAAUAUUAG